GUAUAUAUGUGUACGUAUCUUCUUCAAUCUCCCCACACUUUCUUCUUCUCCCCCGAGGAAUACGAAUAUUCAGAAACGGUGAUGGAGGGUGUUUCCACGAUCAUGUACAAGCGUUUGAGAGGGUACCGGCAGAGGAGGGGCUAUGUCAAGCUAAACGGUGGUUCGAGAGGAGGAGCACGGCGGAGCAGAGUGGAGCUUGGCGGGGGCUCCUCGAGUCGGAGGCGGUUCUGGAAGAUAAGGGUCAAGGCGAAGGUGAGAUUACCUUCGCCGAAGAAGUUCUUUGUUUGGCUACGCAACGCGUACGUGAAGAUGAUGCUGGGAUUAGCCAACUCCAGGGCGGUUACCGGGUACGGCGGAGCCAUGGGGGAUCACGGGGUGUCGGCCUUCGGGAAGCAUCCGAUUAAAGAGUACGACGAGAAAAUGAUCUUCGAGAUCUACAAAUCGUUGGUGAUGUCGCAGGGUCAGCUGAUGCCGAGAGAAGUGGGGAAGCUCAGCUCCGCCGUUAUUUGUCAACGGUGAUAUAAGCAACGAAGUAGCUUAUGUAAAACCCAGCGGCGCGAAAGGAAUUAGUGCAUGAAUGUAAACUUGAUAAUUACUUAACUCGAUACUAAAAUUAUCAUCAAUAAUAAUUUCACAUAAAGUUUUUUUUUGUCC
Molecule: messenger RNA, 654 nt
Organism: Hibiscus syriacus
Lineage: Eukaryota; Viridiplantae; Streptophyta; Magnoliopsida; Malvales; Malvaceae
Exons: 1
Coding region: 7-519 (170 amino acids)
Source: RefSeq, a predicted model, not a curated record